UUUAUUGUUAAAUAUCUAUUGGAUCUAUUGUUAUCAAAUUGUUGUCUUGUCCCCGUUAUCCCUUUAAUUAGUAGUUCCAAAUUGGAACAUUUUUCUUAUUUUUUUUCUGUGAAACGGUGUUUUUCAAGAAAGUGAAGAAAGUUAAUAAAAAUAUUCUAAAACAUAUAUACGAGACUCGUAAAGUUUAAUAAUAUCCAAAAUAAACACACAUGUAUACUUACGUAUUUAUAAGACACUAAUUAUAAAUUCAGUGUUUUGACAUAUUUACUCAUGCGAUAAAAAGUAUUAAUUAAUAUUUCAACAUUUUGGAUGAUUUUGUUACAUUUCUUGUAACUUGAUAAAUCUAAUUAAUAUACAUACGAUACGUGGACAAUUGUACAAUUCUUAUCGUCAACAUGGGAAUUAGUGAAAUUAAUUUAUGGGUUUUAAUUCGUAGAUACGAUCAACUUGAAUCUGAGGAAGAUGUGACAGAUUUAGAAUCUACUUUACGUCGUGUUACAUUGCCUUCUGGGUCAACAUUAGAUGAAUUGAAAUCGUCAAUUUAUUCCUGGAUUGGUGUCGAGGAGGAUUCAACUAGGGUUUUAAAAAUUAGACGUCACGACAAUAAUCUUAUUCCACUUUCCAGUUUACUUAGUGGAUCAUCAAAAGACAAGCCUUUUAUUAUUGACAUUGUUCGUGUUCACCAAUUUUGUCCAGUGGAAAAGCGAACUAUUCCACCAGGAUAUAUUGAUGCCUUGAAAUCAAAAUUGGCAAAUUUAGAAAAAAGGGUAAUGGCUGCUGAGUGCGCAUUACCGGAAGUUGCUUCAGCUCAUAUUCAAGCAGUUGAGGAAGCUGCUUCUCAAUUAGCAACGUGUGUAGGAUUUUUAGAUCGAAGAUUAGACGAAUUAGUGCCAGCCGAUUGGAAAUAUCAAAUUGGUACUGUUCAUUCCGUUGCAUCAUAGAACUUAAAAAAAUGGCGAAUUUUUUUUAACUUCUGAGAUCUGAUUAUAUAAUAAAACUUGUGCAAUACUAUAAUCGGCAAGAGAGAAAAAAAAUGAAAAAGAAAACAAUAUAAAAUUUAGAAGAAAAAUUUUAAGGCAGUAUUAUAGGUAAUAUAAUUUAUUUAAUUAUCUUACAUAUUUUAUCGCUUAGGCACUGCCUCAACAACAACAACAAAAUAAAAUAAUUUUAAAGUGUUAAAAACACUCGAUAUUUAAAAUUUAAUUCAAUGCAGUAUAGUCUAUAUAUCAAGUUUCGAAAAGACUUUUUCCACUUUUUAUAUAAACAACACUAAAUGCAAUUAUAUUGUAUUGAAUCUCCCAAGCAAGUAUGAAUGACAGUGACAAUUAUUUCGAGAAAAGAAAAAUUUAGAUCUGUUUUAUGUAUUCAAAAUGUUAUUGUUAUUACGUAAAUUAUUGUAUUCGUAAUAAUCAGGUAAAUUUACAGGAAUCGUUAAAUAUUUAAAAAUUAUCAAAUAUUUAUUAUUUAGAAAAGUUUGAUUAAAAAGAAAAGUGUAUUUAAAUUUUAAAAGUUAAAUUUGUAAUACUUUUUAUUAACAAUUGAAACAAAUUUUAAAUUUUACUCAAAAAGCCAUUGUCUUUACAGGGUUUCUACAAAUUUCUUCUUAUAAAAGUCCAUGAUUUCCAGAUGAUAAAUGAUAAAAUUUCCAUGACACAUUAAAACAAAAUUUUUGUCAGUUAAGUCAGAUAAAUGUCAUGAAAAAAAAAUUUUGUCAGGGAAAUUAAGAAAAUUGAGGCUUU
Messenger RNA from Leptopilina heterotoma, 1739 nucleotides. RefSeq lists its product as uncharacterized. Bases 396 to 941 code for a protein of 181 amino acids. The record is from RefSeq and is a predicted model, not a curated record. The transcript is spliced from 5 exons. Lineage: Eukaryota; Metazoa; Arthropoda; Insecta; Hymenoptera; Figitidae.